Molecule: messenger RNA, 2285 nt
Organism: Poecilia latipinna (sailfin molly)
Lineage: Eukaryota; Metazoa; Chordata; Actinopteri; Cyprinodontiformes; Poeciliidae
Product: leucine-rich alpha-2-glycoprotein-like
Exons: 2
Coding region: 467-1471 (334 amino acids)
Molecular function (GO): protein binding
Source: RefSeq, a predicted model, not a curated record
GAAAAGUCUGGAAUGGAUUUCUGACAAUUACUAUUUGGACGAUCUGUAGAGAUUAUGCAGAUUCCUGCGUCUUCCCUCGUCGUCUUCUCAGGUUUUCUUUGGCCAUGAAAGAGGCUUCAAUUUGAUUCUGAUUAACAGUUUGUGUUUUUGAUUUGGCCAUUUGUUUUGGAUCAUUAUCCUGCCGAAAGACUCAGUUAUGACCAGUUUUCCGACAGAUUAAUUUUAAAUCUCCCCCCUUGCUGUGUGACCUUUUCUGCACCUUUUCAGUAUUUUUCAGUCGGACUGAAAAAUACUCCUUUUCACGGGUUUGGACUUUCCCUGCAACUCUGUUGCAACUGCGCAUGGCCUUGAAAAGUAACUGUGCAGGGACAUUUCAUUAUUUACACAAUAAGUAAUGAUUAGAUCACAGGAUUUGCAAGUGACCAUUACUGGAACAGUAGUUGAUCCUUAACCGGAAUACCGCACGAUGAAGUUCUGUGUUGCUGCUUUUCUCUUCCUGGCAUUCUUCUGCCACGGCAGUUUUUCCUGUCCAGCUUUGUGCAAAUGCUACCCCACAAGUGUGGAGGUCGUUUGUAGUGAAGUUCCUUUGACGGAGUAUCCAUCAGCGGGUCUUCCAGAGAACACCACCAUGCUGACAAUUCAGCUGACAAACAUCACCUCCAUAUCGGAACACCACCUCAAAGCAACGCCACUUCUGAAAGAGCUCCAUCUUUAUGGGAACCAGCUUCAGAGCCUCUCGUCUCAUUUACUCAGAGGAGUUCCUCAGCUGCAUACGUUGGAUCUGACCGGAAACGAGCUGAGUGAUCUGCCUGUAGACGUCUUUGGCGAUGCUCCACUUCGAAACUUGGUUCUUAAGAACAAUCAGAUUAAGCAGGCAGAUCCAAAGUGGCUUCCUCAUAACAGCAGCUUGACCUGGUUGGACCUCUCUGAAAAUCAUCUAACAGAGAUCCCAGUUGGUUUGCUUCAGAGGCUCCCUCACCUAGAGAAUAUUGACUUGUCCAACAACCGACUGGAAAAGAUGCCACCAAACUCCCUGGACCAUCUGACUAAACUCGAGAGGCUAAACCUGCAAAACAACAAGCUUGAGACUUUGGAUGCGUCUGUUUUCCAGUUCACACACAACCUCACUUCUCUGUUGCUCUCUCAAAACAAGCUCGCCAAACUCCCACAGUACCUCUUCCACGGACUCGCCAGACUCGCACAUCUCAGUCUGGAUGACAACCAGCUCAGCCGCAUCCCCAAAGGUUUCCUUGACUCGCUGAGCUCCCUUGAAGAAGGCGGACUGGACCUGUCUGUCAACCCACUACUUUGUGACAGGGAAGCAGAGUACCUGUGGAGGUGGCUUCAGAGAAACAAGAAGAAGGUUUUGUUGGCAGACAACAUCACCUGUUCAUUGCCCGAGUCUCUCGCAGGGCGCUCGGUAAUUUCCCUUACAGAAAACGAUCUGAACAUCGGGUCUCAACCUUCCUGAUUCUGACUGUAAUUAGGUGUAUAAAAGGGCUAAUUCAUGAUUUUUUUUUUUUUUUUUUUUUUGACUGGGGUCCUUUUAAAUUGUAUAAGCUGUUAAUUUCACAGAAGCUGAAGAUAUUGGCUCGUCUGAAGCAAAGUUCUACGUCCUUAACAUGUCUCUAAUCGCAGAAAUGCCACAUCGGUUUAUGACAGUGCAAUCAAAGCAUGUUUGGUUGGUCAUAUAAAAAAAUGAUUACUUGGGAAAUAGAAGUGUUGUGCUAUUCCAUUAGUCUUUUUAUAUGAAACCUAAAUGAAAACAAAAUGUGUAUAUUUUUUUUAAUAUUACAGUUAUGUUGUAUCUGUAAUAUAAGAAUAAAAAGAUGUAAAAAGUUAACAGUUGUUCAAGUGAACAUUUCAUUGAUCUUAAAAAUCUGCCAGAUUUUUUUUUUUUUUUUUUUUUUUGUAUGUCUUCUGGAACUAUUUUAUAUGUUUUUUUUCUUCAUGCAUGUUUAAACACUGGAAGGUCAUUGGUGGUGCACCACCAACUUUCUUUUCUGAAGUAAAUAACCAUUGUUUUCUUUAUAAAAUUGCACUGAAUUCUUGUUGGCCAAGAUGGUGUGCAAAAACAGAAUAUCAUUUUAUUUUUAAGUGCAAAUAUAACAGUUAUUUAAAACAUACUAAAUUAACAAUGACAGUUUUGAGAUGCAGAAGAUUGGUUUGGUCUUUUUUCCUCUUGGGUUAGCUGUUAGCUUUAGCCACUGGGGCUUCCUAAUCUGAACAAGAAGUUAUCUGCUGAUGCAUUGGAGAUUUUGGCUCAUUCUGACAUUUCAGUAAAA